Xenopus tropicalis (tropical clawed frog) is the source of this 3120-nucleotide messenger RNA. It is a transcript of the gene v2ra1, whose product is annotated as vomeronasal receptor A-1. The record is from RefSeq and is a predicted model, not a curated record. Gene Ontology annotation, cellular component: membrane; plasma membrane. The transcript is spliced from 9 exons. Gene Ontology annotation, biological process: G protein-coupled receptor signaling pathway. The coding region runs from base 16 to 2916 and encodes 966 amino acids. NCBI's taxonomy places the organism in Eukaryota, Metazoa, Chordata, Amphibia, Anura, Pipidae. Gene Ontology annotation, molecular function: G protein-coupled receptor activity.
GUGGCGGCGGUACGGAUGAGCGCUCAGGGGCUGGAGCUCCUAGGGUUUAUAGACCCAGUGUGUGUGACCAACAUAAGCGCCAGGCACAAUGGAGAAAAUGUGAGUGUGAGUGUUUCCUACAGUGGGGAAGAGGCGACAGUUGUGUGGGCAUGGAACGGGGGAGCCCUGCCUGAGAGACACCAGCUGAGUGACAGUAACAAGACUCUCACUGUACCCAGUACUGACACCGGCACAUUCACCGUCCUUGUCUCCAACCGAGUCAGUCACAGCAGCGCUCACUAUAACCUCACACUGACAGUUAUGAAAGUUGUGAGGAGAUGCUUUUUGCAGCCCCCGGUAACUUGUGGGGUACUGCCCCCUGAGGCAAGCUCUCCUGCCAACCUGCUGCAGUUAAACAAAACCCCGCAGCAAACAAACAACCUGGUCUUUCAAGGGCUGAUGAAAGCUGCAGUUCUACAGUUGCAGUUAGUUCAGGGGAAGAGAUUCCAUCUCAGAUAUUACCGCUUCUUCCUUGCGAUGGUAUACACUAUAAUGGAGAUUAAUGCGUCUGAUGAUCUUCUGCCCAAUAUAACACUGGGCUAUAAACUCUAUGAUUCUUGUUACAAUGAGGUUCGAUCAUUAAUGGGAGCUGAAUGGAUUUUGUCGGGGAAGGAAAAAGUGGUGCCCAAUUUUGACUGCAACAAAGAUAUCAUGCCAUUGGCUAUUAUUGGGGAUUUGCCCACUAAGGCCUCUAUACCUUUAGCCAGGAUCAUGGGACUGAACAGAUACCCACAGCUAACAUCAGCUAUUAUCCCUAUCCAACAGGUUAGUUAUGGUUCAGUCCACCCUUCACUGAGUGAUAAAACACAGUUCCCUUCAUUCCUCAGAACCAUCCAUAAUGCCAACUAUGAGGUUUUUGCGCUUGCUCAGUUGUUGAAGUACUUUAACUGGACCUGGGUGGGCAUCAUAUUCUCAGACAAUGACUUGGGAAGAUCAGGGGCUCAGCUGGUGAGUCGAGAGAUUGAGAAUAAUGGCGGCUGUAUUGCAUUUAAUGAGAUACUUCCCAUAGUCAACUUUAUGGAGUCCGUCUACCGUAUCAUUGAUGUCAUCCAGAAAUCCAGAGCAACAGCGAUCAUUGCGUAUUGCACUAUAGAAAGCUUCAUCCCAUUAAUUGAGGAGGCAUCAAUUCACAAUAUCACUGACAAAGUGUGGCUGGGCACUACCAGUUGGACCAUAUCAUCUGACUUUCCUAGAAAAGAUUUUCUAACUACGUUGAAUGGAAGUCUUGGAAUAGCAGUUCAAAAUAGGAAAAUUCCUGGAUUUAAGGAGUUUCUUUACAAUAUUCACCCUUCCGUUUAUUUGGAUGAUCUUUUAGUAAAGACCUUUUGGGAGAAUGCAUUUCAAUGCGUUUGGCCAGAAAAUGGCACCUACAAUAAUUCAUCUCCGGCACCACAUAGGGAAGAUAUUGUUUGGUGCACAGGGAAGGAGAGAGUGGACAGUAUUGAUCCCAAUAUAUUUGAUGUUUCCAAGUUCAGAUUCACACACAAAGUGCAUAACGCAGUCCUCUCAGUAGCACAUGCUUUGCACCAGAUGAACAACUGUGUUCCAGGGAAAGGGCCCUUUAAGAAUGGAUCUUGUGCUGAUAUUUAUAAUCAUCAACCCUGGCAGCUACUGCAUUACAUAAAGCAUAUUAGGUUCAACAACACGGCAGGGGAUGAGAUAUAUUUUGAUGAGAAUGGGGACGUUCCUCUCUAUCUGGACAUCUUGAAUUGGCAGAUGUUCCCUAAUGGAAGCAACCAGUAUGUUGACAUUGGCGGCUUUGAUGCACGGGCUCCAAAGGGCCAAGAACUCAAGAUACAGAACAACAAGAUUUUAUGGAACAUCGGACAGGACAAAAUCCCUGUGUCAGUGUGCAGUGACCCUUGCCCAAGAGGCCACAGAAGAGCCACCAUUCAAGGACAAAAGAUCUGCUGCUUUGAUUGUCUGCCGUGUUCUGAAGGAGAGAUUCUCAACCCAAAAGAUAACAGUGAAUGUCUAAAGUGCCCAGAAGACCAAUGGCCUGAUGGAAUGAAAGAAAGAUGCCUUCCAAAGAUAAUUCAGUUCCUUUCUUAUGAUGAGCCGUUGGGUUCCUCGCUUGCCUGUAUUUCAGUCUUGUUUUGUCUGAUUACGUUUUCUGCCUUCUGCCUGUUCAUAACUAAACGGAAGACUCCCAUAGUAAAAGCCAAUAACAGAGAGCUCAGCUACCUACUUCUCAUCUCCCUCAUGUUUGGCUUCCUGUGUUCCUUGGCAUUCAUUGGCAGACCCAACCUGAAGACGUGCAUGAUACGCCAGGUCCUGUUUGCUGUUAUUUUCUCAUUUUGCAUUUCAGUCAUCCUAGCAAAGACUGUCACUGUCAUCAUGAUAUUUAGUGCCACAAACCCAGACAGUAAGCUGAAAAGAUUGGUUGGACUGAGAAUACCUGUUUAUAUUGUCCCUGUGUGUACAAUGGUACAGAUAAUUCUAUGCAUUGUUUGGUUGGCCAGGGCAGCUCCAUUUGCAGAAUUCAAUAUGGCGGCAGAAAUAGGGAUAAUAGUGAUUGAGUGCAAUGAAGGCUCUAGGGUGUUAUUUGCAUGUGUGCUGGGGUAUAUGGGUUUGUUAGCAGCUAUUAGUCUAUUGGUUGCCUUUUUGGCUAGGAAGCUCCCUGACACAUUUAAUGAGACCAAGUUCAUCACAUUCAGUAUGUUGGUAUUUGCCAGUGUUUGGCUGACAUUUAUACCCGCUUACCUCAGUACCAAGGGGAAACAGACGGUGGCAGUAGAAAUCUUUGCUAUACUAUCUUCAAGUGCUGGACUUCUUGUUUGCAUUUUUUUCCCAAAAUGUUAUAUAAUAUUAUUGCACCCGGAAAUGAACACCAAACAGUAUAUCACUGGAAGGAACACCAGGAACCGAGGGACAUGAUUAAUACCAUAGGUGUGGAACUGGGGAGCCAGAGGGGCCAAACGUUUUUACCCCUGGUUCCAGGUUUAAAUGCCGGCAUGACUCGGUGCACAUUUCACACAAAGUCGUGUCGUGACCCCGCCCCUGCUGAGCGGAAAUAUCUUCUACUGUCUGUAUAUUACACUAUUUAAUGUUAUGCAAAUAUUAAACUCCUUCCGAAAUGUA